AUGACCACCCAUAACGCCAGCAGUAUUGCAAUCACCCUCCUCCACAACUACGGCGGAACGUCCGACAAAGCUCGCCAAGGCAUAUUCUCCGCCUUCUCCGCGGUAGCAUGGUACAACGCCAUCGAGCUCAUCAUCCUCUGCUUCGUCUCCUUCAGACGCUGGAACGGCGCCUACUUCUGGAGCCUACUCAUUUCCUCCGCCUGCAUCAUCCCGUACUCCCUCGGGUUCGUCCUUCUCUUCUUCCCGACAGGCGUCACUCCCUGGCUAUGCGUGACCCUCUUCUUGGUCAGCUGGUACGGCAUGGUCACCGGCCAGUCGGUUGUGCUAUGGUCGCGGCUGCAUCUCGUACUGCAGAAUAGGAAGCUGCUGCGCGGAGUGCUCUGGAUGAUAUGUAUUGAUGCUGUCAUCUUCCACCUCCCGACCACAGCUAUACUAUAUGGGGCUGUUGCUCAUCCGACCGGCCGCUGGGCCCGCGGGUAUGAUAUCAUGGAGCGCAUUCAGCUGGUUGGUUUCUGCGUGCAGGAAUUUAUUAUAUCCAGCAUAUAUGUUUGGGAAACCGUUAAAUUGCUCCGUCUUAGGCCGGCAGGUCGCCCCCAUGGCAUUCUUAACCAGUUGUUGGUUAUCAAUAUCAUCAUUCUUGUGUUGGAUAUAUCAGUCGUUGUUAUUCAAUAUGUCGGCUACUAUGCCAUCCAGGUCAUGUUCAAGCCUGUGGCUUAUAGUAUCAAGUUGAAACUUGAAUAUGCCAUCCUUGGUAAAUUGAUCGCAGUUGCGCGCGGUUUCUCUGAUGAUCAUGAAUUGCGCUCCAGUGAGCGUGAGCUCAACCAGGUCAGCUCCUCUCCGUCGGAUAGGGACCGGCUGUCGACUCUGGAGUCACCGAUGCAGGAUCGUCGGCAGUACAGUCCGUCGUGGUUUUGGGAAGGGAUGAGCUCUACUCAUUCUACACCUACUUCGGCUAGUGUUCUGCGUAAUCCAUGGUAG
Messenger RNA from Penicillium vulpinum, 978 nucleotides. RefSeq lists its product as uncharacterized. The transcript has a single exon. The record is from RefSeq and is a predicted model, not a curated record. Bases 1 to 978 code for a protein of 325 amino acids. NCBI's taxonomy places the organism in Eukaryota, Fungi, Ascomycota, Eurotiomycetes, Eurotiales, Aspergillaceae.